Bathycoccus prasinos is the source of this 2343-nucleotide messenger RNA. RefSeq lists its product with no specific name. Gene Ontology annotation, biological process: intracellular protein transport; vesicle-mediated transport. The record is from RefSeq and is a predicted model, not a curated record. The transcript has a single exon. Gene Ontology annotation, molecular function: clathrin binding. NCBI's taxonomy places the organism in Eukaryota, Viridiplantae, Chlorophyta, Mamiellophyceae, Mamiellales, Bathycoccaceae. Gene Ontology annotation, cellular component: membrane coat; clathrin adaptor complex. Bases 1 to 2343 code for a protein of 780 amino acids.
AUGAACGCGGCGACCGGGGACAUCGCGACGAAAAAAAUGUUGUACCAUUACAUCGGCGUCUACUCGGACAAAUCGAAAGAAAGCGAAGAACUGGCGAUGAUGACGAUUAACACGCUGCAAAAAGAUACGAAACACGAAGAUCCAACAAUACGAGGGCUAGCGAUUCGGUCGAUGACGAGUUUGAGGAGCAAGAGUUUAGUGGAGUAUUCGAUCGAGUGCGUGAAGGAAGGGUUGAGGGACGCGCAUCCGUACGCGAGGAAAGCGGCGUGCCUGGGGUGUUUGAAAGUGUAUCGGUUGUGUUGCGCUUCUUCUUCUUCCGGAAGAAAUGGAGCGGAAAAUGAGGACAUUUUGAAUGCGUUUACAGAAUCUGGGAUAUUAGCAACGGUUGAGAAACUUUUACUCGAAGACCGCGACGCGAACGUCGUCGCUAACGCUUUAGUCACCGUCGUGGAAAUCUUUGGAGAAUCCGACCCGCGGUUACAAAACGUAGCUUUACUCACCGCGUUGACGAACAAAAUCCGCGACUUUGGCGAGUUAUCGCAACAUUUAGUCUUGAAACUGACGCAUAGCUACGCCGUCUUGGCGAACGAUGCGAGCAAUAGUAAAAAAAUACCGCCGUUACCGGACGACGUGAAGUACCAGUGGAUGAACAGUCUCGAGUCGCGAAUAUCCUCGCCGAACACUUCCAUAGCGUUAGCCGCCUCUCGAAUCUUUCUCGAGCUGACCAAGAAUGACCCGUCCACGCAUCAACGCGUAUAUGAACGAAUUAAACCGUCUCUGUUAACGUUAGCCACCGCGCAAACGAGCGGCGUCGAAACGUCCGCCGUGGUUUGGGCGCACUUGAAGCUCCUCGCCUAUCGGGCGCCGAUUGCGUUCGUCACGGAUUAUAAAUCGUUUUACGUCCGAGUCAACGCAGAUUCGUUCGAAAUUAAAAGAUGCAAGUUGAGAACGUUAUCGUUAAUCGCCGAUGCGCAAAAUUGCACGCGAAUAGUCGACGAGUUGUUCGAAUACGUCAACGACGUCCAAGACGAACACUUUGCGAGAUUGGCAAUGAAAGCCAUCGGUCGCGUGGCGAGGAAGAAGAAGGAGAGUUUUGCGAUGAUGGACGCAGAGAAGAGGUUGAUGGUGACGAAGAAAAUAUGCGAUGUGUUUGUGGAAACGACUUCGCCGAGCUCGAAAGCGGAUAGUUUAAUCGAAAUUGGUAUGUGUUUGCGACAAUGCGCGACGAGUCAAGAUGGAGAAGAAGAAGAAGAAUCGAAAGAGUGUCGAUCCAUUUGUUGCCAAGCUAUUGAAAGCGCGUUAGAAUCCGUACAGUUUUCCGUGCUUGAUAUGUUUCCUCAAGCGCACAGUGGUGUUGUUUCAAGCGCGACGACUAAAUCUAUAACAAGAGCUCGAUCGAUAUUGUUAUGGCUCCUGGGUGAAUUCGGCGCUUCUGGUUUUAUCGACUCCGCACCGUACGCGUUAGAAUCUUCGAUUGAGAACUUACCAGAGGAAGUGUAUCCAUCCAUUCGAACGGAAACGUUCUUUGCAUCCUUAAAAUUGUUUUGCAAACGCGCGCCGGAAAUGAGGAAGGCGUUUGGGACGUGUUUGAAGUGGUGCGCGACGGAAGAUUCGGACUCGACCGCGCGCGCGACCGCGAGCGUAUACGGAAGCUUGAUGUGCUCCUCCUCGUCGUCUAGGAAGAUUGCUAACGAUUUACUUUUAGCCCACAGUAAAUUGGGGUCGGUGCAGUUCAGCGAAGAGUUGGAAGAACAAGAACGAUUCGAUCGUUUAUUCAAUGAGAUGGACACGCUGGCGAUCACCUACGAGCUCGAAGAGAAGAAAUUUAUCGAUGGUAGUAGUUUAACGAAAACGGAAGAAGAAGAGGAAGAGACCAUUCGACAACGAGCGCAGCAGCGACAACAACAAUUAGAUCAAGAAACGUCUCUGUUACAGUUCGAUGACUUUGAAGCGGCGGACGACGAGGAGAGAGAGUCAUCAUCAUCGCUGAAUCCGAAUCCGUUCCUCGAUCCGUCUCAAUUUCAACUCAAUUGGCAACUCUUUCCAGAAGUCGCGAAGAACCAAUCCGUGAUGAUUUCUCCAUCACUCGGCGCUUUAAUAACGCAAUCGACGUCGGUUUUCAUCGAUCGAUUAAAAUCGAACGGGUUCGUUACGGCAGCAUCCGGCGGCGACGCGACGCAAAUGAAAUUUUACGUUUACACGCAAGCGACGACAUCGGCAAAAUGGUAUCUGAUUGAAUGCAUCGCGGCCGCGAAUAAGUGCGAUUGGACGAUGAAAAGUGAUUCUGUUGAUAAACUGGAGGUGGAUACAGUGUCGUCCCUGUUCAAUUCUAGUCUGUUGUAA